This is a messenger RNA of Cryptomeria japonica (Japanese cedar), 753 nucleotides long. RefSeq names its product pathogenesis-related protein 1A. The record is from RefSeq and is a predicted model, not a curated record. Lineage: Eukaryota; Viridiplantae; Streptophyta; Pinopsida; Cupressales; Cupressaceae. The transcript has a single exon. Bases 2 to 514 code for a protein of 170 amino acids. Gene Ontology annotation, cellular component: extracellular region.
GAUGAUGAAGAUGUGGUGGCUUCUUCUCUUGCUCUUCUUUGUGCAACUGUGUUCAAGUUUAGCCCAGGAUGUGCAGAGCGACUAUCUAGACCCCCACAAUGUGGCGAGGUCUCAAGUGGGCGUAGGCCCUCUGGUGUGGGAUGAUACUGUGGCUACCUAUGCUCAGAACUAUGCUAAUCAACGCAUUGCAGACUGUGCUUUGAUGCAUUCUGGGGGUCCCUAUGGUGAAAAUAUUUUCUGGGGAAGUGGUAGGGAAUUCACUCCUGCAGAUGCCGUGAAUGCAUGGGUUGAUGAGAAGCAAUAUUAUGAUUAUGAUUCAAAUUCAUGCGCUCAAGGGCAACAGUGUGGGCAUUAUACUCAAGUGGUGUGGAGAAAUACGCAGAAGCUUGGGUGUGCUCGUGUCAAAUGUGAUAGUGGUGCAAUUUUCAUUACCUGCAAUUAUGACCCACCUGGAAAUUUUAAUGGCGAGAGGCCAUACUUGACAUCGCCCUUCACUUCCGUUUCCUCUUUCUAAGUAUUUGGCUCUCAAUAAGCCAUUUUGAUCUCUUAUCAUCAGGGAAUGAUGUUUAUCAUCAGUGUUUUGGUUUGUAAUUUGCUUGAAUUAAUAGCUAUCGUGCAGUUUGUCUUUGAUCAGUUGUUGUAAUUAGAAAAUGUUUGGUGUUUAUCAUCGUCUGGGUUUGUAAUUUGCUUGAAAUAAUAGCUAGCGUGCGGUUUGUCAUUGCCCUAUUCAGUUGUUGUAAUUAGGGCUACCAC